AUGCGCUCGGUCGCCUGCAUCCAGUUGUGCCUUCUGCUGCUUGGCGUGCCUCACCUCGAUGCCCUGCAGGCCGACUCGGCGCUCGAGAAGUCCAAGCCGACGUCUGACCUGAAGAAGGCCGCGUCGCACGCGAAGCACAGCGCCGAAUCCGGGCAUAAGUCUGGGGUCCUGAGCCACCACAACUCGUCCGCGAAGCCGGCGAAGCUGCAGACGAGCAAGGCCGCGGGCCAGCACAAGGCCAGCGCCACGGGGGCGGCGAAGCACACGCACGUCCAGCAGCACAAGAUGAAGGCGGAGGCCGCCGACCACAAGGCCAAGUCCGCCUCGCUCCACAAGCACGCGCAGCACGGCGGGGCGAAGGCGGGGGCCACCGCCGAGUCGAAGCUCCAGCUGCACGCCAAGGGCCACGCGACGGCCCAGCACAAGGCCAAGGCCAGGGCCAAGGGCGAGCACGCGUCGAAGGCCGAGGGCAAGGUCGAGCAUGCCUCCAAGGCCCACGCCGCGUCGAAGAGCAAGCACGCGGCGAAGGCGGAGGGCAAGGGGCAGCACAAGGCCAGGGGCCAGGCGCAGAGGGCGUAG
Prorocentrum cordatum is the source of this 579-nucleotide messenger RNA. NCBI's taxonomy places the organism in Eukaryota, Dinophyceae, Prorocentrales, Prorocentraceae. The record is from the annotation of a GenBank genome assembly.